AUGCAGUUAUCGUGCAAGUCCCACAGACCUUCCCACACGGAUUACACCAGUAACCUAAGCAGCUGGUCUACUGUGCAGGAAUGCAGACAGAGAUCCACAGGAGUAAUCACCUUGACAACUGGAGAAGGAGAGAAUUUUUCAGAGAUCUUUGGCUUCAGGAGAGAGGAUUGUGACUGUCGGAGAGAUUACACCGCCGCCGGCUUCACCACCUUCUCCAAAGUCCGCCUGGACCUCAGCAAGAUGAACCUCAUCACUACAGAUUGGCAGUUUGCUGUCACCCGGGAAGGCAAGAACGUUCCCUUUGCUACAGCUGGAGACUGCUACAGCGCAGCACGGUGUCCACAGGGUCGCUUCAGGAUCAACCUCUCAGGAACAGGUUUCAGGGUGGCGCAGGAAACCUCAUGGAUCUCCCAGGGCAACUAUGCAGUGACUGAUAUACGAAAAUCACAGGAUGGCAGCAGCGUGUCAGGGAUGUGUGGAGGCUACUGCGGUAAAUGUACACCGUCCUCUGUCUCCAACCUGCCUGUCACAGUGGAGUAGAUCUACUGUAAUACCAUCAAACACAUGAGCAUCUGUUCCCAUCCAUUUGGCGGUCCAUCUUCAGGUUAUUGUGUCGAGACUUCCCUCCUCUUUGGUGCUACAGCCAUUCAGAGUCCAAACCCGCCCUGACCUCUUUUUCUCAAGUAUGUAUAGUGUAAAUGAACUUGGUGUAAGUACUGUACAUAGCAGGAUACAAAUGUCUUAUUUAUUGUACUCUCAAUUUAUUUUUGUACUGUAAUAUGAUUGAACCGUUUUGUUGUCCUUCGUGAAUACCACACAGUUGCCAUUUAUCAGUUUUUUGCCAGAAUGUGCCUUCCAAUUUGGAUAUUUGCCAAAUGGACUUUUUAGUAUGAGUAGUUAUUUAAACCAGACUUCAUCUGGUACAGCCAUGUACUCCUUUUUUAAUUAGAUUCUGUAACGUUAUUGUUGUGAAGGUCACCAGACCUGUUCAUAUCCAUUGAGGUGUCUCCAG
Molecule: messenger RNA, 1012 nt
Organism: Gymnodraco acuticeps
Lineage: Eukaryota; Metazoa; Chordata; Actinopteri; Perciformes; Bathydraconidae
Product: A disintegrin and metalloproteinase with thrombospondin motifs 9-like
Exons: 7
Coding region: 1-540 (179 amino acids)
Molecular function (GO): zinc ion binding; metalloendopeptidase activity
Source: RefSeq, a predicted model, not a curated record